Lodderomyces orthopsilosis Co 90-125 is the source of this 2445-nucleotide messenger RNA. RefSeq names its product serine/threonine protein kinase (gene AKL1). Gene Ontology annotation, molecular function: ATP binding; protein serine/threonine kinase activity. Bases 1 to 2445 code for a protein of 814 amino acids. NCBI's taxonomy places the organism in Eukaryota, Fungi, Ascomycota, Pichiomycetes, Serinales, Debaryomycetaceae. The record is from RefSeq and is a predicted model, not a curated record. Gene Ontology annotation, biological process: actin cortical patch assembly; actin filament organization; protein autophosphorylation. The transcript has a single exon. Gene Ontology annotation, cellular component: cytoplasm.
AUGAACAUUGCAAACAUACCAAAACUUCAGAGUGGAACCAAGUUGCAGGUGGGAAAGCACCAGGUCACUAUCAUCAAAUACAUAUCGGAGGGCGGUUUUGCUCAGAUCUAUGAAGUAAGCAUUGACUACCCGGAGAAUGAAUCCAAGACUGCUUGUUUGAAAAGAGUAAUAGUUCCUGACAAAAAUGGCUUAGAUCAAUUGAGGAAGGAAGUCGAAGUCAUGAAGUGCUUACGAAGCGCUCGGAGCAUUGUUUCAUAUUACGACUCUCAUGCGGAAAGACUAGACAAUGUCAAUUAUCAAGUGUUGGUCCUUAUGGAGCUCUGUCCAGGGGGAUCCUUGUUGGAUUUCAUGAAUGCAAGGAUCAAGGUAAAGUUGAACGAAGGGGAGAUUCUCAAGAUCAUGUUAGACGUUUGUCAGGGAGUUUACGAAAUGCAUCGAGCACAAUUGAUCCAUCGUGAUAUCAAAAUUGAAAACGUUUUAAUUAAUAAGCAAGGAAGUUUCAAACUUUGUGAUUUUGGAUCCACAUCUGUCCCUGUCUCUCCUCCACAGGAUCAACAACAGUUCAAACUUAUAAGCCACGAUAUUCUUUAUCAUACCACGCCUCAAUACCGUUCACCUGAAAUGAUUGACCUUUAUAGAGCAAAGCCCAUUGAUGAAAAGGCAGAUAUUUGGGCUCUUGGUUGUUUUCUUUUCAAAUUGUGCUACUACACAACACCUUUCGAAGCAAAUGGAGAUAUUGCAAUUUUGCACGCAUCAUUUCAGUUUCCUCCGUUACCACAGUUUUCUGGAGACUUGAAAAAUUUGGUGAUCAUCAUGCUUCAAGAGAAUUCGUUGUACCGUCCAAAUAUUGUUCAAGUAUUGAUGUUGAUUUGCAAAUUGUCAAGCAUAAAGUACGAGGCACUUGGAUUGAAGGAUUUUUAUAACCUAGGACCAUACAACUUUGAAACUUUGCAGGAGUAUCAACUCCAAAAGCAGAAUCAAUCUUUGCAUGAAAAACAACUAUAUGUGCAGCAACAACGCAUGAGGGAUCCAAUUGAAACCCAUAAUCCACUCUUACCUCAAAUUCAACCUGUUAAGGAGCAAGCUACGACUGUCCAGCAACAGAAUCCCCAACCAUCGAAGCUGUAUGAAAGUGUUACGGAACCAUCGGCAGCACAUGAAGAUAAGUCCGAACGUAGAAAAAUCUCAGAUGGUAACGCCAAUGCAGAUGUUAUGGUGUCUCCAAACUCCCUUAUUGGUUUUAGUCUGGAUGAAAGUGACGAGUUUUCAGAACUAGAGCAACUUGAUGACGCAGAAGAAAGGUACCCUUCUUUGGAACAUAUUGGCAAUAUUGACAAAUCAAAUAGUGUUUCUUCAAAGGUGUCAAAGGGGUCAACAAAUUCAAAAGUUGGAGAGAUAGCUACAGAACAACCUUUAACAAACCCAAAGAGUAAUUUUCACCAUACUGAAGCGUGGAACGCACAACCUGCUAAAGUCGAGACACAAGCAGAGAAAUUGGCUGAUGAUAUAUUUGCCACGGGUGAGACGUCGAAUACGGAUAAGGAUAGCUUUACUCCGAGUCGAGCACACCCUUCAGAUUCAUCAGAUGUGAAAAGUGGGUACAUUUCUGACCCCGCGGGCCAAUAUACAAGUAGCCACACGGAGAGUAACACCAAUAUUGUGACUUCAAAUACAGGCACCGACAUUCGUCAAGCCCCAAGGCCCGUCAAUUUCACAUCAUCAAAGUCUGCAAACUAUGUCAAGCCUGAUGCUCAUAAAAUUAAUAAUCCCUGGGUAAGUAAAGACUCAAGAGGUGCAGCCCAGAUUGCUACCAGCCCCUCGGAUAAUAACUAUCUUCCAACCGCAUCUUAUUCAAGUGCGCCUUGGGUUGAACAGCCAGUUCCUCCACAGAAGGGUGCAAUAUCCCCAGAAGACGUUAGAUCUCCAACUUUGCCUGCGAGGUCACAGUUUGCUUACACAAACACUCAGCAGAACAUAGUUGCAGACGGAUCCAAUUAUAUACCACAGCGCGAGAAAAACUUAAUUGACCUUGAAGUCGGUCUUCCUUCUUCCAAUACAUCUUCCUCAGAGUUAGGUCUGAAUAAGCCGAUGCGUUCGUCCCAAAAGAACGACUCCAACUUGUCUUUGAUUGAUUUAAAUAUCAAUGAUGAGAAAAGAGACAAACAGUCGGAACAUAAGCUGCAAAAUCCAACCGCCCUGAAGUCUGAAAAGCCGGUAUUCAAAAAGCGCAUUCCAUCCUCAUCAAAUCAUUCUCAAUUGGUUCUACAAGAGGAAGUUAUUGAUUUUGCGUCAGAUGACGAGAAUCUCGAUAAUAGCUCAGAUAUGAGUAGACUUAAAAUUCGAAAUUCAUUGAAGAAACCCAAGGGCCGCAAGUCUAGUGAAAUGAAAAGACCUGAUAGUUUGCAAGAAUCUAAGAAACGUCAUUCGUUUUUUGGUGGAUCAUAG